Sphaeroforma arctica JP610 is the source of this 645-nucleotide messenger RNA. RefSeq lists its product as hypothetical. The transcript is spliced from 2 exons. The record is from RefSeq and is a predicted model, not a curated record. NCBI's taxonomy places the organism in Eukaryota, Ichthyosporea, Ichthyophonida. The coding region runs from base 1 to 645 and encodes 214 amino acids.
AUGGGUCAGAGAACGUCAACGCAGGUAGAUAAGCUAGCUAAAGCAUUCAAGAAAGGGUUAAAUAGUAAGUUACCUGAAGCUCAGAAUACAACCCUCGAGGCGUUAUUGAAGGACAUGCCAGAAGUUCACGAUAGACUUAUGACAUUGUUUAGUGAAAGUAAUGCUGUAUCAGCAGCAUCAGCAAAACGCACUUCGACGGGCGAACAAGAGUUCAAUGAUGAUGAGCAAGGUCAAGAGACUGAUAUUGAGGGAGAAGACGAAUCUCCCUUACAACGUGACAUGGAUACAGAAGAACUGAUAAGGAGAAGUGUUAACGAUGGGUCAGAGAACGUCAACGCAGCAUCAGCAAAACGCACUUCGACGGGCGAACAAGAGUUCAAUGAUGAUGAGCAAGGUCAAGAGACUGAUAUUGAGGGAGAAGACGAAUCUCCCUUACAACGUGACAUGGAUACAGAAGAACUUGAAGUUCACUAUUGGGUUGUACAAGAUCACAAUCUAAAACAUGUUAGUGAACGACCUACUCUACGAGAUGCCCAAGAAGAAGGGAUUGAUCAUCCCAGACUCAGGGCGAUAAUACGUAAAAACUACAACUCCUGUAGGAUUGCGAAUAUAAUCAGAUCAAGCGUUAUGGAUUCGCGCCACUAA